UGGUAUGGUGGGGUAUGCAAAAUGGGUCAACUUUAAGCAUCUCUUCAGUGUUUUGGUAUUCAAUUCCAAAAAGUACAUUUUUACAAAGGGCAAAUAUGUACGGAAGGUAUUGUUCAAAUCAAAAUGGGUGCUGUCAAAAAGUGAUUGAAAUCAAAUGGAUUUCCCCUAUAUGUCACCUCUUGUUUACAGUUCUUCUCCAAGACGACAGAACGCUUUGUCCAUGGUGUCGACUCCUUCCUGGACACUAUUUGGAAGAUCUGGACAGAGCUGUUGGAUGUGAUGGGCAUUGAUGCCUCCAACCUGAGCCACUACUUCAGCCCAACGUCUUUGACAAACUCCCCGGCUCGUGCCCUGCUCCUAGUGGCUGCUGUGUUGGUGGCUUACUGGUUCCUCUCCCUGUUUCUGGGGGGAUUCUUCUACCUGCUGCACAUCGUAUUUGGCCGUUUCUUCUGGCUGGCCCGAGUUACACUCUUUGCCCUCUCUUGCCUGUAUAUCUUGCAGAAGUUUGAGGGGGACCCCGAGCGUGCUGUGCUCCCUCUCUGCUUCGUAAUGGCUGUGUACUUCAUGACGGGGCCUGUGGGGGCGUACUGGCGUAGAGGUGGGGGUACUGCCUCUCUGGAGGAGAAGAUCAAUCACCUGGACACCCAGAUCCGCUUGCUCAACAUCCGGCUGAGCAGGGUCAUCGACAGCCUGGAGCGCGCCGGGGAGAAGUAGAGCUGACCYCACACACCCACCGCUGACAACGGCUGUAUCCAUCCGGUGGCUGGGGUUUGGGUGUAUAAGGGCAGGAAAAUCUAAGCAGAUCGAGGCUUUCUGUUACGAGAAAGAGCUUGUUUUUUAAUUUUAUUUUUUAUCCUGUCUUGUUGAUAUUUUGUUAUAUUGUGUAACAUCUGCUGAUGGUUGCUCUUUUUGGAAAUUGUGUUCAAUGAAAAAAUGGGAUGGAUGUUUGUUUUGGGUAUGUGAUGGUGUCAUAGCGGGACCAGACACAACUGUAAGUAUUCCCAUCCCAGUUAGCUCAGUAGUUAGUAGACCAAUGGCAGAUUUAUUUAUUGCAUUUUCCGUCCUGACACUGAGAUGUAUAGUCAAAAAUAAUGUCACCAUUCCAUUGUAGCAGUAGGUCAUUCCUAGCGUAUUUCAGGACCUCUCUUUCUAUAUAAUGGACAUACUGUGUGCGUGUACACAGUAUGUUUUAUGCAUGUGAAUCAUUGGAAAAGCACUGGAGAAAAAAAAGUUAAGACUGGCGAAACAUGGGCAGGCACGAAAAUCUCAGGGAGAAAUUUUUAAAAAAGAAUAUCAAGAACAAUUAUGUAAAUAUACCCCACAUCAAUAUCAACUUAACCCUUUACACUCGUGGGAAUUGGCCUAUAUGAAUAGGGCUAAAUUGGUAGCAAUUGAAAGGGAACAGUUUGAAGAUUAGGGGGAAAUUAUUUGACAAGUUGAGGACACAAUAGUUCACAAGACUGAAUCCAAACAUUAGACUGUUGAUUUUAUGUGCAUUUUACAUUUACUGUACUUUUCACCGCAUU
Molecule: messenger RNA, 1526 nt
Organism: Salvelinus sp. IW2-2015
Lineage: Eukaryota; Metazoa; Chordata; Actinopteri; Salmoniformes; Salmonidae
Gene: bri3bp
Product: bri3 binding protein
Cellular component (GO): mitochondrion
Source: RefSeq, a predicted model, not a curated record